AUGAAGACUAUAAGUUGGAACUGCAGGGGUUUGGGGAGCCCUCGUGCAGUUCGAGCCCUAACAAGGCUCUUACGUUCUGAAAACCCCCUGGUGGUCUUUCUGAUGGAAACAAAGCUAAAGAAAGAGGAAUUAUUGGUUCUCAAAAGGAAACUCAUAUUCAAAUUUUAUGCAACUGUGGACUGCAGAGGUAUUGGGAGAGAUAGAGCAGGAGGUAUCAACCUUUGGUGGAAUGAUUUGACUGAAGUACAGGUCACUUCCUAUUCUCAAAAUCAUAUUGCGGGAUUAUAUCAACAAGAAGAUGAUGAUAGACCUUGGCACUUUGCUGGGGUCUACGGGUUCCCAGAGGAAGAAAAUAAAAAAGAGACGUGGAAAUUGGUUCAGGCUUUGUAUGAAGAAGGUGGAGAUCAAAUGAUAUUUUUUGGUGACUUCAACAAUAUCAGCAGUACAGCAGACAAGCUUGGGGGUCUUUGCAAAUCUGGAUCCCAAUUAAAUUAA
This is a messenger RNA of Lathyrus sativus (Indian pea), 495 nucleotides long. NCBI's taxonomy places the organism in Eukaryota, Viridiplantae, Streptophyta, Magnoliopsida, Fabales, Fabaceae. The record is from the annotation of a GenBank genome assembly.